Molecule: messenger RNA, 627 nt
Organism: Manacus vitellinus (golden-collared manakin)
Lineage: Eukaryota; Metazoa; Chordata; Aves; Passeriformes; Pipridae
Product: apoptosis-stimulating of p53 protein 2-like
Exons: 5
Coding region: 1-615 (204 amino acids)
Source: RefSeq, a predicted model, not a curated record
AUGGCAGAAAAGCAUUCAGCUCUGAGCUUAUUACUGAUAGAGACUCUGAGCUCUCCUGCAGCCUCUGCCAGCUGGGGACCACAGUACCAUGACCACCUGCCCAGUUCAGGUUCUAUGGUCGCCCAUGCAAAACCUUCCCCGUCUGCCCCUGACUGGAGUAGUUCAAAUGCAGACAAUCAUAUUGGUCAGGAAUCAGCCUCGACUUCAGGAAUUCUGAGGGAGAAACUUUUUUAUGAGACCAAGAGAAGGAAAGUGCAUGCGUUCUGGAUGUUUGAUUCCAUGGGCCAGUCUGCGGGGCUCAGCACCCUGAGGAAAAAGCAGAGCAGCAAAGAUCUCCUGCGAGAAGCACAGUCACAGUCCAGUGCCCCCAGUGCUAGCCCAGUUCUCCCCAGUCCAUCUCCAGUGCCCUCAGUCCCAUCCCAGUUCUUCCCCACUACCCCCAGUCCCUCCCCAGUGCCCCUAGUCGCACCCAGUGCAUCCAACUCCCUUGUAGUGUCUCCAGUCCCAUCCCAGUCCUUCCCCAGUGCGUUGUGCUCCUUUUCCCUGUGCAUCCCAUUCCCAUCCCAGUCACCUUGCAGUCCCUCCCAGCUCCCUCCCCAGUUCCCCCAGUCCUAGCCCAGUGCCACC